Messenger RNA from Xyrichtys novacula (pearly razorfish), 2645 nucleotides. The record is from the annotation of a GenBank genome assembly. NCBI's taxonomy places the organism in Eukaryota, Metazoa, Chordata, Actinopteri, Labriformes, Labridae.
AUGGACAGGACCGUCAGCCUCCCGAACCAGCCCGACAAAACCACCACAGGUAACAGAAACUCUCUGUGGGACCUGCUCAGUACCUCAUGCUUAAAAAUAUCAGCUCUAAAUAUACCUGCCAAACUUAUUGUAGUAAAAUGACUUGAUGGCUUAAUAUGUGUACUCCAGGAAGGGUGUUAUGUUUACAAGUACAAUUAUGACCUGUAUCAUUACGCUUUAUACACUUUGCGCCCCUUCUAAGCUCUUAAGCAGUAGAUAAAGUCACAGUAGGUGUUAAAUAUUACAUGAAUCCCUGCCUGCUGCUGAUGUUACAUACAGCAGUGAUGUAACUCACGUGUUUUCUGCAGUGACUCUAGUUGAGAGCAGCGGCGCCCCGAGUGGGCUGGAACUGGUCAGCUCCUACCAGACCCACAGAGUAGGAGACCCCAUGGAUCUGGUUUCCUUGGCAGCUCAAGUUCAGAGGGUAUGGACUGGACUUUUCCCCAAGGGUUACUUACAUCUGUCAAGUUAUUUCAUAGAACACUCUUGAUUGAUGGAUGUAACUGUCAUGUUUAUUUUUUCAGGGAGAUGAUUUCAUUAAAGCCAAUGCUGGCAACAAACUGACAGUUAUUGCUGAUCAGAUCAGAUACCUUCAGGAGCAGGCAAGAAAGGUAAGCACAAGAUGAGUCUAACAAACACACAGUGCGGUUACCCAGUUUUCUGACACUCACAGAGCACCGCACUUAUCAUCCCACUGAGCAUUUUUUGGUCUAAAAGAGGUCUAAAUGUAGUCUAGACGACUGGUCUAAAAUCAGGCUACCACAGGCCUAAAAAUGAAAACUUUUGAGACGUCUAAAUUUAGACCAAGUCUAAAUCUGGGCAAUAUCUAUACUACACUGUAUUUUGCUCAAUGGCAAUCAUAAUUGACUGUGGGGACUGUGACUGUGGGGGCUUUAAGCAGCUCCUUCAGCAGCAGACUGAGACUCCCAUCUUGUAAGACGGAGCGCUACCGCAGGUCAUUCCUCCCUUCUGCAAUAAGACUUUACAACGAAGUGUAAUAAAACUGGACUCACACCUUAAUCUAUUUAAUAUUCAACAUUCAUGUACAGUUAUUUAACCAUGACCAUCCUGAUACCUCAUCAUCUGUUGUUCAUCUCCUUAUUCAUUCAUUCAUUCAUCCAGUACUUUAAUUGUGUAUAAUUUAUAUAGUUUUCUUUUCUUUUUCCUUUUCUAAAUCUUUUUCUUAAUUGUAACAUUUAAGUUCUUAAUAUUACCAUCUUUAUUUUUAGAACUGCAUUUUUGCACUUUGUCUGUGUUGCUGCUGUGGCAAAAAAAUUCCCCCAUGGGGGAUCAAUAAAGAAAUAUUCUAUUCUAUUCUAUUCUAAUUAUUUUGGUUAAGUACUUUUAUUUGUAAUAAAUAGUUAUCGAAUAACGGGUUAAUGUGCAAUGUCUAAAUUCCAUCUAAGAAUAUACAGAAUCUAGACGGUUGAAAUUAGGUCUUAAAAAAAAUUAGACGUCUAAUGGCUGUCUAUUGCUCAGUGGGAUCAAACUGCUAAAAAUGAAGAUUUAUUGUCUGUGCGUUGGGGGUGGAAAUUCAAGCAAAAUCUCAUUAAACAAAAUCUAAAAUAGAUCUGACUUCUACCAUGGGAUAGAUAGGCUGGUGAUGCAAAGAGAAGUUGGGCAUCAUUAAAUGAACUUUGGAACACCAGCCUGUCUGAAAAAGAGAGCAGGAGAAACUAAAGAGCAGUUGUUAGAGAAAAAGAAGAGAUUCUUCACGUCAAGUUAACUUUUUUUUCCUCCUUUUUAGGUUUUAGAAGAUGCUAAAAGAGACACAGACCUCCACCAUGCUGCCUGUAACAUCGUGAAAAAGCCUGGCAACAUGUAUUACCUCUACGAACGGCCAUCUGGACAGAAAUACUUUUCUAUCAUCUCCCCCAAGGUCAGCAGAUACUUCAAUGAUCGCACAUACGCAAUGUUAUGUCACAGUGUUUACAUCAGGAGUUACAUGUACUGUACCUGUUACUUCACUUCCUAUGCACAGGUGUGAACAUGUGAAUGCACAAACAAACACCUGUGAGGUCCUGCUUGUUAUGUUGAGAUAAGGUGUUCAAAGUCCACUUGGCCUUGCAGAGAGGUCACAGACCGAAUAGAAGCAGUUUAGGUUGGAUUGGACUAGUUUCAGUUUCUCUAGUUUUGUUGUUGCAGACAUGGUCAGAGGAUUUAUGGAAAAAGGCUCGAGCAAUAAUUAAGACAGAAAGCUGAAUACACUUUAUUGAUUUGACCAAGGACUGAUCAUCUCAGAGGCCUGUUUUUAACUGAGCUUUUGUUUUUAUGUGUUUUUAUUUUCAAUGUGCUGAUGCUCUGUGCUUACAACUGUUGUCUAAGCACUUUGUAAACUUCUGUUUUUAAAGGUGCUAUAUAAAUAAAAUUAUUAUUAUUAUUAUUAUCUCACUGUUCUUUUCUUGUUCUGUCUUCUGAAGGAAUGGGGUCAAAGUUGUCCCCACACAUUUGUCGGUGCAUUCAAACUCCAACACGACAUGUCCUGGACUCCCAUAGCGGAGGUGGAGAAGAGGGACUCAGAAAUCGCCAUCAUGGAUAAGCUUAUCAGCCAGCAGACAGCUUUACCCUCGUUCACAGGACCAAACUUUAAGGGCCUCUCCGAUUAA